Messenger RNA from Neopsephotus bourkii (Bourke's parrot), 1970 nucleotides. RefSeq names its product neuronal calcium sensor 1 (gene NCS1). Gene Ontology annotation, molecular function: calcium sensitive guanylate cyclase activator activity; calcium ion binding. The record is from RefSeq and is a predicted model, not a curated record. NCBI's taxonomy places the organism in Eukaryota, Metazoa, Chordata, Aves, Psittaciformes, Psittacidae. Bases 300 to 872 code for a protein of 190 amino acids. The transcript is spliced from 8 exons.
CCCCCUUCCGCGCUCCCGCAGCGCGGCCGCGGCCGCUCCGCGCCUGGCGGCGGAGGCUGCGCGUAACCAGGGACACGCACACCCAGCGCGGCCCCGCAGCUCCGCGCCCAUCGCUUUGCGGCCGAGCCCCGCUAACAAAGACCGGACCCGCACCCCCUGCAUCCCGCUCCAUCCCCAUCCAUCCCCGCCGCGGGAUGUAGCCGGGCCGGGUGCUGGCAGCGAGGCUCCGCCGUGCCCCCGAUGCCCCCGCAGUGAGGCCGGGCGCGGUGCUGCGCGCUCCGCCGGGGCUGCCGGCCACCAUGGGGAAAUCCAACAGCAAGUUAAAGCCUGAAGUUGUGGAGGAGCUGACCAGGAAAACGUACUUUACAGAGAAGGAGGUGCAGCAGUGGUACAAGGGCUUCAUCAAGGACUGCCCCAGCGGGCAGCUGGAUGCCGCGGGCUUCCAGAAGAUCUAUAAGCAGUUCUUCCCCUUCGGCGACCCAACCAAAUUCGCCACCUUCGUUUUCAAUGUCUUCGAUGAGAACAAAGACGGGAGGAUCGAGUUUUCCGAGUUCAUCCAGGCGCUGUCGGUCACCUCCCGAGGGACGCUGGACGAGAAGCUGAGGUGGGCGUUUAAGCUGUACGACCUGGACAACGAUGGGUACAUCACGAGGAACGAGAUGCUGGACAUUGUGGAUGCCAUUUAUCAGAUGGUGGGAAACACAGUGGAGCUUCCUGAGGAGGAGAACACACCCGAGAAGAGGGUGGAUCGGAUUUUUGCCAUGAUGGACAAGAACGCGGACGGGAAGCUGACCCUGCAGGAGUUCCAGGAGGGCUCCAAGGCUGACCCCUCCAUCGUGCAGGCGCUUUCCCUCUACGAUGGGCUCGUAUAGUCCUGGGGCCAAGCGGCGAUGCCUGGGGGAAGAUGCUCUCCGUGCCAUCCGACCACCGCCGCGCCAAGCUUGCCUGCCCCUUGGCCUUGCUCCCUGUUCCGCGAGCAGAGGGUGCCCUCGAAGCGCGAGCUCUCUCCCCCAUCUCCGCACUCCGAACCAGCCGCUGCCAUUCGCCAACUUCUGCUUUUCCCAAUACAAACCCACCUCAGACCCCGGGCUGAGCGGCAGCGAACACCCGAGACUGCAGCACCGGGGGAGCGGGUCGAGCAUCGCUGCAGGCACAGACCCCCCCCUCGGCAUCCUCACCCCCUUUUGCUCCCCUUUUCCUAUGUUUUCAAUGGGACUGUGGAUGCGCCGGCGUUGUUCUCUCCCGGGAAUCAGCUGGCUGGAGAUGGAGCCUAAAGGUACCGGGGGACCCGCACCCCAGGGUGCUGCCUGCGCAGGGCAGGGGAGCCGAGGCACUGAUGGCCAUUGGGAACACACAGCACUGGUGUCACCAACCCAGCCCGGCUCUCUAGGGAUAUAUAUUAUUAUUAUAUUAAUUUUUUUUGGUGAGACAGUAUUGUGCUUUUUUCUCUCUUUUUUUUUCCUCUUUCUUUGGUGGAAAAAAAGUGAGGUUUGGUUUUGGUUUUGUUUUUUUUUACAUGCCUAUCUCCGCAAUGGAUAUCCUUAUUUAUUCGUUGUAAAUGUUGCUGCCGUGUUUAGUCUCUCGUGUGUGUGUGUGUCCGACCACCCAGGUGAUGAUGAGACGUCAGGUUUACAUGCUCGUACACUAUUGCGGGGCACCGGGAGCCUGCAAUAACAAUGAAGCCAAAAAAAUCUGCCUUCCCCCUUUCUCUUCCCACCCCCUGUAUCCCGAGCUCCAUGGGCUGGCUGCUGUUUUAAGGGGGUGCUGUAGCUUCUUCUCCUCUUCCUGUCCCCCCCAUUCCCUGUGUUUUUCUGUUCACCCUUCCCUUUGCAACCUCAGCCCAGGCUCUGAGCAGACUGAGCCAGCUCCAUAACUCAGCUGAGCAGGGCGAGGGAACUGCCGGGCACCAGAACUUCCUCAUUUCCUUUUCUUUCCCCUAUUUUCUCUCUGCAUGAUGAAGUAUUAAUGGA